GGGCGGGCGCAGGGUGUCCCGGGCAGUCUCUGUCUGGCCUCCAGCAGGCAACCGGAGGCGCGGUUCAAUUUCCAGUAAUUGUCCUGAAUUCUAGGACCUGUUCUUCUGAAACUGGGGCCUAUCUCAUUUCUGCAGUUUUUGGAGCUUGUCAUGGAGUCACUACAGUCUGCACCCUUCAAAUAAGUCCAGGAUUUCUGCAAGAACUUCAUUAAUUUUAGUUUCUUUUCCUGACAGAGGUGAGUACAGGUCACUAGCAGCUCUUAGUAUUUCCAAAGCAGCAAAUUCAUCAAUUGGAAAGUGCUUCUGCCAUUCAGAAAUGUCUGGUAUUGAUUUGCUAUUAGUUUGGGGGCAUGUUUCUGUAUUGGGCAGAUCUGAGUAUUAUCCAGUCAGGAGAGGAGGCACUUUAUCCAAUUAUAUUUUAAGCUAUUGGAAGUGUCCAUCUCCAGUCCCAUCUGGGCUGGUGGUGAAAGAAGACAAGCCAGGAAGUAAAGCACACUAAUGACCCCAUUCCUGGGGUCCUCAUUGAUUUCUCAGCUCACCCUCGCUUUUCUGCGAUUUAGACUUGGAGAGGAGUGUUCAGGGAGCCCUGAACCUGGACAGCCAAUGGGCUCAGUGACCUAUGAAGAUGUAACUGUGAUAUUCACUCAAGAGGAGUGGGCAUUAUUGAAUCCUUCAGAGAAGAAACUCUACAGAGAUGUGAUGUGUGAAAACUUCAGAAACUUUCUUUCAAUAGAAAAGAUACAAGAACAUUCCACCAAAGAGCAGCAUAACUUGCCUGGGAGUAAACAAAGGAAUACAACUUUGAAAAUCUCUGAGGGCAAAAAAAGUCAGAAUGGUAUAAAAUCUCAAGAAUGUGAAGUAUACAACAAAUUAUUCACUUAUUCUAAUCAUCUUCAGCAUCAUGAAAGAACUCACAGUGGACAGAAACCCUAUGAAUGUAAACUAUGUAGUAAAACAUUCAGUCAUUGCAGUAGUCUUCGGAGACAUGAAAGAAUUCACAGUGGACAGAAACCCUACAAAAGUAAACUAUUUAGUAAAGCAUUCAGUUAUUCCAGUCAGCUUCAGCAACAUGAAAGAACUCACAGUGGAGAGAAACCCUAUGAAUGUAAACUAUGUAGUAAAACAUUCAGUCAUUCCAGUAGUCUUCGGAGACAUGAAAGAAUUCACAGUGGACAGAAACCCUACAAAAGUAAACUAUGUAGUAAAGCAUUCAGUUAUUCCAGUCAGCUUCAAACAAAUGAAAGAAUUCACAGUGGUGAGAAACCCUAUGAAUGUAAACUAUGUGGUAAAGCAUUCAGUUUUUCCAGUAAUCUUUGGAGACAUGAAAGGACUCACAGUGGAGAGAAACCCUACAGAUGUAAACUAUGUAGUAAAACAUUCUCUUUUUCCACUAAUCUUCGGAUACAUGAAAGAACUCACAGUGGAGAGAAACCGUACGUAUGUAAAAUAUGUAGUAAAGCAUUCAGUUUUUCCAGUAGUCAUCACAGACAUCAAAAAAUUCACAGUGGACAGAAACCCUAUGAAUGCAAACAGUGUAGUAAAACAUUCACUUUUUCCAGUAAUCUUCGGAUACAUGAAAGAACUCACAGUGGAGAGAAACCGUACGUAUGUAAACUAUGUAGUAAAACAUUCACUUUUUCCAGUAAUCUUCGAAUACAUGAAAGAACCCACAGUGGAGAGAAACCCUACGGAUGUAAACUAUGUAGUAAAACAUUCCGUUCUUCCAGUAAUCUUCGGACACAUGAAAGAACUCACAGUUGAGAGGAACCCUGUAUAUAAACUGCAGUAAAACAUGAAAGAACUCACAGUGGAGAGAAACCCUAUGAAUGUAAAUAGUGUAGUAAAACUCUCAGUUGUUCCCAGUAAUCUUCAGACACAUGAAUAAAUUCACAGUGCAGAGAAACCCUGUGAAUGCAAACAAUGUAAUAAAACAGUUGUUCCAGUCCUCUCCAGAGACAUGAAUGUAUUCACACUGGAGUAAAACCGCAUGAAUGUAAGCAAUGUAGUAAAGCAUUCAUGGGUUAUAGUUCUCUUUAAUUACAUGAAAGAACUUACAGUGGAGAGAAAGAAACCUAUGAAUGUAAACAGUGUAAUCGAACAUUCAUUCAUGCCAGUUUACUUUGGAAACAUGAAAGAUCUCACAGUGGAGAGAAACCCAAAAACAUGGGUUCUCCCUGUCAUCUUUGUCAACAUGAAAUAACUCACAAUAAAGAGAAAUUUGAUGAAUGUAAGCAGUGUUGAAAACAUUCCGUUAUUCUGGCCCUCUGUAGACGUGAAUGUAUUCACAGUGAAGCAAAACCCUAUGAAUGUAGUAAAAAUUUCAGAUGUUCCACUAAUUUUCAAACACAAAAAUAUUCGCAGUGGAAAUCAAACUUUUGAGCAUAAGCUGUGUACUAAAGAUUAGAGAGAGAGAUGCAACCUGAGACAUGGUGCAGAGGCUAGUUCAACAUAAUAGUUCUCAGGUGUGAGCUUUUGCACUACGUGGGCCGAAGACAUGUUCUGGAUUGUUGUCUAUUUCUUCAUCUUCUGUUAAUAUAUAAGUAAAUAGAUCUAAAUAAUUGUAGAAAUAACAAUUCCAUGAUAUACCAGGGAACCCAUACCUCUGAAUAUUACAUAAACGAUAGGAAUAUGAGUAUGUACUUUGAUUUUUUGUCUUAAGUUCAAAUAUAUGAAAUAAAUUCA
Molecule: messenger RNA, 2682 nt
Organism: Erinaceus europaeus (western European hedgehog)
Lineage: Eukaryota; Metazoa; Chordata; Mammalia; Eulipotyphla; Erinaceidae
Product: zinc finger protein 709-like
Exons: 4
Coding region: 499-1761 (420 amino acids)
Biological process (GO): central nervous system development; regulation of transcription by RNA polymerase II
Cellular component (GO): nucleus
Molecular function (GO): DNA-binding transcription factor activity, RNA polymerase II-specific; RNA polymerase II cis-regulatory region sequence-specific DNA binding
Source: RefSeq, a predicted model, not a curated record